Fusarium tjaetaba is the source of this 981-nucleotide messenger RNA. RefSeq lists its product as uncharacterized. The record is from RefSeq and is a predicted model, not a curated record. NCBI's taxonomy places the organism in Eukaryota, Fungi, Ascomycota, Sordariomycetes, Hypocreales, Nectriaceae. The transcript has 2 exons. Bases 1 to 981 code for a protein of 326 amino acids.
AUGGCGUCUCAUCUCAGAUCAUUUGCUCCAUCUCUCGACGAGAUCAAAGUCGAUCAAAUCACCGAAAGCAGGAUCUUCAACGUCGUCUCCAUGCUUCCAAACUCACUCCCCGGGCCAAUUCGUUUCCUCAGACGGAGUAUCAGUUUUCACACUCUACGUCCUGGUGUGACGAUAUCUGGGUCACAAACAAAACCUCGGCCUCUUUCAGAAGCUGAUGUCUCGGCUACAAUGGCCCAGCCACUCCAGACGGACAUGGUAAAGCACUCGGGUGGAUUUGUAGAGUCACGAGACUUGAAUCCUCAGCCGAUGAGUCGAGUCCUUUAUUCGGAAGCACCAGAGGAUGAACCAGCUAUGCGAGCAGCGUCUGGUGUGCAUUGGAAAUUUGCACGGCAGGGGACGAAUCUCGUCAACAUCUCUAUAGAUGGAGGCAAAGCUGCUGUAGCAGAUGAAGACGUUGCGUUUGAACGGAAAGCCUUUGUUGACGGGGUGACAUAUCUUCUCAAAGCUCUCCCGCAAGAACUUGAUGAAGGCGAACUUAGGAGAAUUCAAUGCGCAUUGCCAGAGCAAGUCAACUUGUCUGAUAUGGCCCUAACUCGAGCAGAACCCGGCUCACAACGCGUUCGCCCCAGUCAACCCCGUUCAAUCAUUCAUCGCGGAGUCCAAAUGACAGUCGUCAAUCUCAUCUUCUUCCUCAGCUUCCUAAUGCCAUAUCUGCUGCUACUCGUUAGAUGCGCAGCUCGACUGGAGCGCAAGUACAAGAUCUCCGAGAAGGUCGUAGGUCACGGCGUGGACUUGGUCAACUCAAUUGGCAAGCAAAGCGCUUCCUUGACUGACGCAAUCGGGCAGAUGAACGAUGGCAAAGUUGCUCAGGCUCUAUUAGAAGUGUUUGUUUGGACUGUUGAUGGUGUAACUCAGGGUAUCUCGGAUGGACUCGGGGAGGGUCUUUCGAUGGUGGGGUCGAAACCAAAGAUGAGUGGCUAG